This is a messenger RNA of Saccostrea cuccullata (small rock oyster), 647 nucleotides long. Its product is annotated as collagen alpha-1(X) chain-like. The transcript has 3 exons. NCBI's taxonomy places the organism in Eukaryota, Metazoa, Mollusca, Bivalvia, Ostreida, Ostreidae. Gene Ontology annotation, molecular function: protein binding. The coding region runs from base 50 to 499 and encodes 149 amino acids. The record is from RefSeq and is a predicted model, not a curated record.
UCUUCCUUGUUUUUUUCCACAGGUUUGCUACUUGUGCUUAGACUAAAAAAUGUUCCUUCUUCUAAAUGUGGUGGUCAUGAUCCUCAUCCUUAAUAAAGAAACUGAUGCAAAUUCUUCCUCUGAUUUCGUCACGUCCUACAAGAAAUACCAUGAAAUUUGCAUUGGCAUGGGGUAUCAGGACCAAGGUUGCAAACGAAGAGAAAGAGGGCCUCCUGCAGCAUUCCAUGCACUCAUGUCUAAACAAUUGACCAGUUUGGCAACCAAUGUACCAGUUGCAUUUGGAAAAAUAACCCUAAAUGAAGGAAACGCAUAUGAUCCGUCCUCUGGGAAAUUCACUGCUCCAACAGAUGGCAUCUACUAUUUUACAUGGACUGUUCUAACAGGAAAGGGUAAACUGUUUAAUACAGAAAUUGUAUUGAAUAAUAAAAUUGUUGGCUAUACAACUAUGCCAAUGGAAGUCAAAAUGGCAUCUAUGAAACCGGAUCCUCUGCCGCUGUAAUUAAAAUGAAGAAGGGUGAUAAGGCAUGGAUACGAACAUAUGAUAGCCAUGGGCAAUCUGUACAUCCCAACUGGUCGUCAUUUUCGGGUUUUCAGUUGUAACACCAAUCUUCUUUUAAAGUCUCCAUUAAAAUUAUUCAUAAUUCUCA